Molecule: messenger RNA, 2347 nt
Organism: Diuraphis noxia (Russian wheat aphid)
Lineage: Eukaryota; Metazoa; Arthropoda; Insecta; Hemiptera; Aphididae
Gene: Best2
Product: bestrophin 2
Molecular function (GO): chloride channel activity
Source: RefSeq, a predicted model, not a curated record
GGCCGACAGAAGUGGCAGAACCAUACGCACGGCAAGUCGAACGACAGAUUUGCGAGUUCGAGCGCGCGCGUAUGUGUAGUAGAAAUAAUAAUAAUAAAAUAUCUGUUCGUAUUCAUAUUGUAUUGUAUUGAUUUUAUAUCCGUCGAGUUUGUCAUUAUUUCACGUAUAUUAUGUCAUCUAAGUGUUGUUGCAUAAUAAUAUAAGAGUAUAUAUUUUUUUUAUCGUCAAUAAAACCAACGAAAAAAAAACAACCAGUUCAUCAAUCUUCGACGUUUUUGUGAUAUUCCUCUGGUAAUCUAUACACACACACAUUAUUUUAGUCGUGUUCGUCGCAGAACGGCAUUGUGCGAUCCAUCACACAAUAAUUAAAUAAUAUGUGAUUUAAAUAACAAUAAUAAUAGUAAUAAUAUGUGACGAUGUGUGUCCGUGGUGUUUGAUGGAUACGCGAUCUACGUGAGGAUUUACGCUCUUUGAAAUUAUGACCGUUUCGUACUCGCGUCUCGUAGCCAACGGAAGUAGUUUUGGAUGUUUUGGCAGUAUACUUUGCAAAUGGCGAGGAAGCGUUUACAAGCUUGUGUGGAGGGAAUUAGCAGCCUAUUUAGUGGUUUAUUUUGCUAUAAAUUUAGCAUACAGGUUCGCAUUCACCGAAGCCCAGCAAAAAUUGUUCAUAAAAAUCCGGUGCUACUUAGCCGGUCAUUCUGCGAGUGUCCCGUUGACGUUUGCUAUGAGCUUCUACGUCGGUCUGGUGGUAAAACGAUGGUGGGAACAGUAUAGGUUAUUGCCUUGGCCCGAUACAUUGGCUCUUUUCGCAAGUGCGGCGAUACCCGGGACGACGGACGAGAGAGGACGAUUAAUGAGGAGGAACAUAGUGAGGUACGCUGUACUGGCCUAUGUCAUAACUCUGAAGCAAGUGAGCAUAAGGGUGAAAAAACGAUUUCCAACAUUACAACACAUCGUCGACGCCGGAAUCAUGUUGGAGAGUGAAAAAAAAAUCGUGGAAAUGAUGGACGAGAGAAGCCCCAUGUCCAAGUAUUGGAUGCCGUUGGUGUGGGCGACCAACAUCAUAAACCGAGCUCGCAGGGAGUCGCUCAUAUCCAGCGACCAGGUGGUCCAGACGCUUCUCGUUGAGCUGUCGGACAUCAGGCGUCGACUGGGUUCUAUAAUCAGCUAUGAUACCGUUUGCGUGCCGCUCGUCUACACACAGGUGGUCACGUUGUCGUUGUACGCCUAUUUCGGUGCCCAGCUCAUCGGUGCUCAGAUGGUAGAGCCUCCGCCAGAAUGGGGUUUCAAAGAUUUUAAAGAGUUCGACCUGUACGUACCGAUCCUGACGAUUAUCGAGUUUUGUUUCUUUGUUGGAUGGCUGAAAGUGGCGGAAGUUCUCAUCGGACCUUUUGGCGAAGACGAUGACGACAUUGAGCUUAACUGGUUGAUCGACCGUCACAUAAAGGCGGCGUACAUGAUCGUAGACGAAAUGCACGARGAGCACCCGGAACUGCUGAAAGACCAGUACUGGGACGAGGUGGUGCCCAAAGACUUACCAUACACAGUGGCUUCAGAACACUACAGGCGCGAGGAGCCCAAGGGGUCAGCUGAGUGCUAUAAGGUCAAGGAGUCAGAUUCGUUGUAUGCAAACAUGGCACCGAUGCAUCACAUGCAUAGGAAGACCGCAGUGCCCGAGGACGUUUACGCAGACUACGAAAGCGUUGACACACCAAUGGCCGAACGUCGCAAAAAUUGGUUCCAGAGGCAAAUACAUCGGGUGGGYUCGAUUAGAUCGUCGUCGACCACUUAUUCGUCUGGCGGUCUGUUCAAUCGAACCAGGCACAAUUCGGUGUACUCAAGUCCAGAAAAUGGGUUACCCGUGUCUGCGGGUAUUAACGGUCACAGUCACAUCAACGGCCUUAACGGAAGUACACCACAUUUGCAAAAGAUAACGCUGUACGACCGACUGUGGGGUAGGAAAUCUAUGAAAAGCCGACGUGGCAGUACCCAAGGUUCAAACAAGAUUAAUGGACAAAUGAAUGCCAGAGGAAGGCCUAGAAUUCCAACGCCAGAUGUGCAAAAAGACGGUGCCAUCGAUAAGGACAACAAACAGAAUAUGUCUGUCAACGGUUCUAUUCCACCGGGAACGUAUGCGUCAGAUUUGCCCGCAGUCGUACAGAGCGAAUCAAAUUUAGUAAAAAAACAUCCAAGUAUCCCUAUUGGCCAUUAUUAUUUCUCUGAUGCCCUCGACACACGACACUUCAAUGUUGAAACUUUUUUCGCCGGGCUAAGUGAUGAUGAUGAUCGUUUUACUAUUGCGGCCAUUGGUGUGCAAAUAUUUCAAAGUAUGGACAACAGACAAUAA